This is a messenger RNA of Lindgomyces ingoldianus, 956 nucleotides long. RefSeq lists its product as uncharacterized. Bases 9 to 866 code for a protein of 285 amino acids. The record is from RefSeq and is a predicted model, not a curated record. NCBI's taxonomy places the organism in Eukaryota, Fungi, Ascomycota, Dothideomycetes, Pleosporales, Lindgomycetaceae. The transcript has a single exon.
GGGAAACCAUGAUUGUUGAAGACCAGGAGCUGUGGAAUCUCUACCUAAAGGUUCUCAAUAGUCCUAAUCAUGACUGUUAUGAGGCGGCUAUUGAGGACUUAGUAGACUAUGAAACCGCCCAUAUUUUAUUUGUGACCUGGGAAAGGAGUCCGGAUUGUCUAGCCGCUCAACGUUGCCUAGCAUGGGCCAAAUCAAUCCUUUAUGAUUUCCAUAAGGUCGAGAACCGAUACUUAGAGGAUCGAGAUACCGAAGAGAUGCUUUGCGCCACACUCACAUGGAGAAUGGAUGAUAACGACUUUUUCGGGACCCUUGCAGAGGCGUUUAGUUAUCUGGAGGAUCUUCCAAGCGAAUUUGAUCGUUUGCUGUUAAAUGCAUGCUCACGGCUUGAGCCUGUGUCGGCAUUCGUGUUGUUCAUUUCUGCACACGAGUGUACACACGUUUGCUGGAACUCGCCCCUAUUACGCUCUAGCUGCCUGCUAGACUUUCUUCUAGAGAAAGGUGCUCAAUUCAAUACUUCUGGGGUCCGGAUUACUCCCCUACAAAUCGCAGUUCUCCGGUGGGACUACAGUGGCACAGAAUGGCUUCUUAAGAAGGGCGUGAAUUCCAACGCUAUCGGAGAUAUAGAUGGAAAAUACUUCCCUCACUUGGAUAAUAGAUGGGGUCAGGCCAGUCCGCUGCACAUCAUCCGUCACUCCCCUUUCGCGCUAGAUCACUUGGACAAAGUCACAAAUGGUAGGAUUAAACAAGAGCGAACGGCGCAACGUCCGAGAAUUGAGGAACUUCUUCUCACAUAUGGCGCUAAGGACUUUUUAAUGCGGGACUCUGAGUCAAGUAACGCAUUAGUAUUAAGUGCUACCCAAAAUUAAGCAAGAGUCAGUGGAAUUAGAGUUAUUGGAUUAAUCAGAGGAAUCAGAAAAACUGGAGGAGUCAAGAUGCUAAUUAAUCCAAGAAAUCCG